AUGAACGGCAAGAAGUGCGACGGCUCGCCGCAGCCGAAAAUGAAACCUACCAAGGAAGUGGUCAAGGAAGAGGAGGAGGAGGAUGCAGAAAUGCUGGAGAGUGAAAAAAUACUAUCUGAAGAACCCUUCGAUCUGGACGAGCUCCUGCCGGUGAUUGGAGAGUUCGGGCGGUACCAGAAACUGCUCCUGUGGUUGAUCUGCCUGCCAGCCUGCAUACCGUGCGGGUUUUGUGCCUUCAAUCAGCUGUUCAUGACGGACGUACCCGAGCAAUACUGGUGUCGGGUGCCUGAGUUGGAAAAUUUCACCGCCGCCGAGCGGAAAAUGUACGCCAUCCCUAUGAUAGAGAACGAUGGCGUGGAGAGUUACAGCAAGUGCUCUCGGUACGCAGUGGACUGGAAAGAGAUACUGAAUUACAGCGACGUCGACGAUGGGUUUGCGCCGAACAGCUCGUGGCCUACGGAACCGUGCCUCGAUGGCUGGGAGUACAACAAGACCGUGGUGCAGUCAUCGAUAGUGAUCGAUUUCAACCUAGUCUGCGACUAUGACAUCUAUCCAACGCUCGGCCUGGUUGCCCUCAACACCGGGGGACCGGUUGGUGUUUAUCUCUUCGGGUUGCUCAAUGAUCGUACCGGGCGUCGGAUAUCGUACUUCUCCUGCCUGGCAACGCUCCUCCUCGGAAGCUUCAUCACAGCGGCCAGCACCAGCUUCUGGAUGUGGGCUUUUAGUCGCGUUAUUGUCGGACUGACCAUACCGGCCGUCUACCAGAUCCCGUUCAUCAUCGCCCUCGAGCUGGUUGGUCCGAACUAUCGAUCGUUCGUCACCGUAAUGACCUGCACGUUCUACACCUUCGGCAUCAUGAUGCUAGCCGGCGUAACCUAUCUGAUACGGGACUGGGUCGAGUUGACGCUCUACACCUCCGUACCGUUCUUACUUUACUUUCUGUACCUGCUCGUGAUGCCUGAGUCACCGCGCUGGUUGCUGAUGAAGGGCAAGCUGGAGGAGGCACUUCAGAUACUGGAAACGAUGGCGCGUGUUAAUGGGAAACAACUACCGGACAGCUUCCGCAAGCGCUUGCAACAGCGUGUAUUAGCCGAGAAGAAUCGCACGACGAAGCGCACGGAAACCUCAAUCGGUGCGUUCGAUCUGUGCAAGACACCCAACAUGAGACUGAAGACAAUCCUGAUCACACUAAACUGGUUCGCCAACGAGACGGUCUACCUGGGGCUUAGCUACUACGGGCCUUCGCUGGGUGAAAACCAGUACCUUAGCUUCUUCCUGUCCUCGCUGGUGGAGAUCCCCAGCUACAUUAUCUGCUGGAUCAUUAUGGAUCGUUGGGGACGCCGGUGGCCGAUGUGUUUGCUGAUGAUACUAAGCGGAAUCAGUUGCAUCGUUACCGUGGUCCUCUCGGAGGACGCUGUUACGGAAACGCUCAUUCUGUAUCUGUUGUCAAAGUCAAUGAUUUCCGCCUCAUUCCUCAUCAUCUAUCCGUUCGCUGGGGAACUUUACCCAACGCAGGUGCGAGGUGUCGGUAUCGGAACUUCAAGCUACAUUGGAGGACUCGGUUUGAUCGUAAUUCCUUUCAUCACUUACCUGGGCAAGGAUAAUCUACGGCUUCCACUCGUCAUUAUGGGCUGCGUAUCGGUCCUCGGUGGAUUCACCGGGCUUCGACUCCCGGAAACACUGCACCAUCGAUUGCCCCAGACGCUGGAGGAAGGCGAACUGUUCGGACAGGAUUGGACCUUCGACGAGUGCUUCCGUUGCAUCCCGACCAAGAAGUCGCCGGCCGGUUCGUACGAGAACCUAUCGCACGAUCCUUCAGAUACGGCGCUCGAGCUGAACGCCGCCGUACCAAUUAACGCCAGCACGUACGCUACCGGAUCUGGGUCGUGUUCAACCGAACGGACACCCCUGGAAAUCGCUCGGAUACGCCGCCAGUCGAUGAAGCGGCUCGUCCGACAGGCCAGCACCAUGGACACCCAGAAAACGAAAGACGGUGCCAUGCAGUUGACUUACUGGUUUUAACAGCUGUUCAGCGAGUAACAGUCUCUUUUAACCACACAUGUUUGAAGUUUGUGAUAUAUAUCUUACCAUUAAAACAGUUUAAAGUAUUCGGAUAGUCAUCUCUUGUCCAAAACAAUGGGCAACCACUCCAGACCAGCGAUUAAAAAUGAGGGGAAAAAACAUCCACAAAAGACUUCAAAGACACUGUUGUAUUUUUUGUAUUAACAAUAAAGAAAUACGUAUAUGUAUAUUUUCGAGAUUUUCUCUUUUUUUUCAUGGGAUUUGUAUGUUGCUGCUGAUGCGCAUUAUGUAUAUAUAUAUCGUUCAUUAUAUACUCAUCAUGUUUUUCUCCUUCCUAGCUGUAUGUGUCGAGUGGCUCGCAAACGUUUUAAGAGUUCUUCAGAUGCUGCAAGGGUACUCUGGCAACAGUUAACGUCUUAUUCAUGGGAAUCUAUUUCCUUGUUACAAUGUUGUUCUACGUCGAGAUGGUUGCAUGCCGACAUGGAGUACUUCUAUUCGGUAAUGUAUUCGUGCCAUAUGUAGUACUUGUUUUCACGAUUUGAAGCCGCAAUUUUGGUUUCUCUGUUGUUAAUAUAGUGAUCGUUUAUCAUCUAUCGUUCUUUUUAAUGGCUUCUGUUUGUUUAUGUGGGCUUGGUUUGUUAAUUUUUUCUUAGUGUUGUUUUAUCUCAUCUAUUUACUUUUGUUUUCACUUGUUGUUAUAUUACCAUCGGGAAUUUCUAUUACGUGUGCGGAAGUUUAAAUAUCGGACAUGCUUAAUCGCUUCCUCAUUCAGUGAAUCCAUCUGUAAGGUUUC
Messenger RNA from Anopheles coustani, 2815 nucleotides. Its product is annotated as carcinine transporter. The record is from RefSeq and is a predicted model, not a curated record. Gene Ontology annotation, cellular component: membrane. The transcript has 6 exons. Lineage: Eukaryota; Metazoa; Arthropoda; Insecta; Diptera; Culicidae. The coding region runs from base 1 to 2022 and encodes 673 amino acids. Gene Ontology annotation, molecular function: transmembrane transporter activity. Gene Ontology annotation, biological process: transmembrane transport.